CUCGGAUCGUUCCGGGCGGCCAAACGACAAGGCAGCCACUCUGAAUGUUAUUGUUAUAACUUAUUUGGCAUCCUUCCCCGCACAACAUCAGCAUCAGGGUAUCCGCCGCUGCGUUCGAGAGUGGGAACACAACCCUAAUCAUGAAAUCCCUCCAAUCCUUAAGAAUCGCCGUCCGCCCCUCCGCCAGUCCGCGCCUCGCCCACCAGUGCGUCCGUCCCCUGUCCACGACAAUGCAACGGUUCACCCAAGCCCGCCGUCAACAGAGCCUCCCCGCGGCCUACUACCGCGGGGGAACAUCCCGGGCCAUCAUGAUCCGGCGGGAAGACCUCCCCCCGGACCAAACCCAAUGGGACCCCAUCCUACUGGGCUGCAUCGGAUCCCCCGACCCCUACGGCCGACAACUCGACGGCAUGGGCGGGGGCAUCUCCAGCCUGUCGAAAGUCUGCGUCGUGGGGCCAUCAACCCACCCUGACGCCGACGUCGACUACACCUUCAUCUCCCUCGGGAUCAAAACCCCCCACGUCGACCUAUCCAGCAACUGCGGAAACAUGUCCGCCGCCGUCGGCCCCUUCGCCAUCGACUCCGGCAUGAUCCCCCUUUCCUCCUCCGAAUCCACCACAACCACGGUCCGCAUCCUCAACACAAACACCAACAAAAUCAUCCACGCCAACUUCCCCAUCAUCGACGGCGAAGCCCAAGCCGACGGCUCCUUCGCGAUCGACGGCGUCGCCGGCACCGCCAGCCGGAUUGAGCUACGCUUCAUCGACCCCGCCGGCUCCCGCACCGGCCAUCUCUUCCCCACAGGAAACCACAUCGACACGAUCGACGCCGUCCCCGUGACGUGCAUCGACGCCGGAAACCCCUGCUGCUUUGUCGAGGCUUCCGCUCUCGGCGUCUCGGGCGUCCUCACCCCCCAGCAGAUCGAUGAUCAUCCGUCCCUCAAAGCCCAGCUGGAAUCUAUUCGUCGUCAGGCGGGCGUGAAGAUGGGUCUGGCUGGAACGGAGGAUGACGUCCCGGGGAGUGUGCCGAAAAUUGGGUUUGUUUCGAGACCUGGGGGUGGGGAGGAGGGGGAGGGGGAGGGUUUGGUUGGGAAUGGGAAUGUCGUUGUGCGUGCUAUGUCGGUGGGACAGCCGCAUAAGGCGGUCCCGGUGACGGUGGCGUUGGCGCUGGCUACGGCGGCGAAUAUGGAGGGGACUGUUGUGUCGACAUGUGUGGUUCGGGAUGGGGAUGGGCAGGCGGACUCGGGGUCGGGGUCGGGGUCCGGGUUGGUGAUUGCUCAUGCAAGUGGGACUUUGGAGGUGGAUGCCAGGUUUGAUGAGCGGGGGGAUGUCAGCUUCGCGACGGUGUUUCGGACGGCGAGGCGGUUGAUGGAGGGGAGGGUGUUUUGGAAGGGGUGA
This is a messenger RNA of Aspergillus heteromorphus CBS 117.55, 1397 nucleotides long. RefSeq names its product DUF453 domain protein. The coding region runs from base 141 to 1397 and encodes 418 amino acids. The transcript has 2 exons. Lineage: Eukaryota; Fungi; Ascomycota; Eurotiomycetes; Eurotiales; Aspergillaceae. The record is from RefSeq and is a predicted model, not a curated record.